AGUGCAUAGUAAAUAGCUGAUAGUGGACAGUCCGCGCAUAGUUAAUGUGAUAUUAUAAUAAAAUGUUUUCAAAGAUGAAGUUUUCGGUUAUAUUUAUCCUAACAAUUACAAAGCAACUAUUAGCAAGCCCCGUGAUGACGCGCCAAGGGCUUCUCCUGCAAGCCAAUAGAGAGCAGUUCUGCGCUAAUCUAAAACACUUCAACAAUUUCUACUACUCAUUCGAAGAACAGAGAAACGUAACAGGGACUCCAGCGGACAUGAGCAUCCAUUGGAAAACCGGGAACGUAUUUUACACGCUUAUAAGCGACGAAAUGAAGAUGAGUCUACAGGUUUUACACCCAAGCAACGAGUCAGAAAGGCUCAAAGUCGCCGGUCUCGGUCAGUCCACAUGCAUCGAUAACCUCAACGAUAUCGUCUACCUAGCGACAGAUAACGGUGUUUAUAAAUACAAAGACGACGGCUCCAACGAGCUGUACACCGCUCUCGGCGAAGACGUUAUGUACAUAGCUGUUACAAGUGAUGGAAUGACAAUGUAUAUCGCUACGUGGCCGCAAAAUCGCGUCCAUAAGAUAACAAAUGACGGUCAGAAGCAGGAGACAUUCGCGGCGAUCCCCAACGGGCACGGCUUGACAAUAGACCCCAGAAACAACAUGUAUUUUGUAGCCACAAAAACGCCGUACGUACUGAGGAAUGGACAAAGUAUACCUAUUAAAAUUAAAGGACUCCCGAGCGAUAGGAUGACUGGGGUGUUCGUAAGUCGUUCUGACGAAGUGUUCGCUAUGGAUGAGAACAGUAAUUUCUAUAGAAUUGAUGCUGAUAACGCUAAUGCACAGCAUUUAGGUACUUUUAACGUGAGUGGGGUUAAUACUUUCGCUCUGGACUCAGCUGACAACGUGUAUAUUGGGGUGAAGGGGGGUAUCCUGAAGUUUACAGCACACGAAACAAGUCCAUGUUCGGAGUUUCAGAAGUAAUGAUUUGUGUGUGUGACUAAUGAUGGAAGCACAUUAAAGGAAAAAGACAUAACAGACGCCGCAAACACAAAAGGACUACAACAUCUACAACUGAAGCGAAUUAUGAUGAUGAAAAAUAAUAAUUUUCGUAGAUAGGAU
Messenger RNA from Zerene cesonia (dogface butterfly), 1109 nucleotides. RefSeq lists its product as uncharacterized. The transcript has 3 exons. NCBI's taxonomy places the organism in Eukaryota, Metazoa, Arthropoda, Insecta, Lepidoptera, Pieridae. The record is from RefSeq and is a predicted model, not a curated record. Bases 63 to 971 code for a protein of 302 amino acids.